Messenger RNA from Hevea brasiliensis (rubber tree), 568 nucleotides. RefSeq names its product receptor-like serine/threonine-protein kinase SD1-7. Gene Ontology annotation, biological process: protein phosphorylation. The transcript is spliced from 2 exons. The coding region runs from base 35 to 484 and encodes 149 amino acids. Gene Ontology annotation, molecular function: protein serine/threonine kinase activity. The record is from RefSeq and is a predicted model, not a curated record. Lineage: Eukaryota; Viridiplantae; Streptophyta; Magnoliopsida; Malpighiales; Euphorbiaceae.
UCCUUUUCACUUAUGAUUGUUAUGCAGUGGUUAUAUGGCACCAGAAUAUGCAACUGAUGGAUUAUUCUCAGUGAAAUCUGAUGUAUUUAGCUUUGGAAUCCUAAUGCUUGAGAUAAUAAGUGGAAAGAAAAGUCGUGGAUUUUAUCACCCAAAUCAUAGGCUAAACCUCGUCGGACAUACUUGGAAAUUGUGGAAAGAAGGCAAGUUAUUGGAAUUGGUUGAUCCAGUUUUAAGAGAGGCAUGUCAUCUAUCAGAAGUGAAGCGAUGCAUCCAUAUUAGCCUCUUAUGUGUGCAACACCAUGCAGAGGACAGGCCAAGCAUGGCAUCUGUGGUUCUAAUGUUGGGUAGUGAGAUUGCAAUGGCGCAGCCCAAAGAACCAGGCUUUUUUAAGGACAAAGGUCCACUUGAAGCAGAGUCAUCCUCUACCAAUAUUGAAUCUUCUUCGACCAAUGAAAUUUCUCUGUCAUUGCUGGAUGCUCGAUAGAGCAUCAUUUAACUGCGUGCCUCUUAAUACUAUUGCUGUAAUAGAGCAUGGUGUUCAUCAAUAUACUUUUAUACCUUGUACUUC